CUUCAUUAUCCCUUCCACCUAAUGGACGACGACCUCCAAGUCUCGAUCCUCUCGCUGGCUCUGCUAUCGCUUGGUGAGACAUCCCCGACUCAGAUCCUUAUGAUUAGAGACAGCCACCGCCGCUCAGAUCUCGUCUGUAAUCAUGGCCGCCCGCGACCCUCGUCCACCUCAUCUCAACCUUCACCUCGAACGCCCACCGCGAGCCACCGAGAUCCCUACCGAUUCUGACACCCUCAGCGCUUCAUCUGAUGUGCUCCGGGGCCGUUCUCCCAACCGCCAUUCCCACCGCCUCGCAACCUCCCCUUCACCCUCGCCUGGACGUACCAGAUCGCAGACCUUGCCCGUGAUAACGCCCACCUUCAACACCGCCAAGGCGAUCAAGCGGAAGCCUCUCUCCUCUACGGCCUCUCAACUCGCCACUAGUUACGGUUCCGGCUCGACAACCCCCUCGGUUUUGUCGCCUUCCGACCUUCCCGCGCCCGACACACGUUUCGCGAGAUCCUACUCUGUCGACAGCCCUACCCUCUAUGAGUACCCCGACAACGUCCGCCCUCUGUUCGCGCCCCCAGCUGCCCAUCAGAAACUUGACAUCCAAACCCCGCCCACAGACGCGGUAGACGACGCGGCCUACUCUACUUCACGAAACAAAACAAGCACCAACCUUGCGUUCCCUCAAACAAAACCUUCGGACGGCCUGUCGGAACCUGCCUACCUGACUGCCGACGUCACCCCAACCUUCUCCCCUAGGUUGCCGAAACCGACACCCGAGCCCAUUCUCGAGGAGGACACGGACGACGACGACUCCGGCUCGACGUACAGUCACAACACUAAUGAGAACUCUAUCAUGUCCAUACCCACCUCCAAACCUACUCCUCCUCAUCUGAACCUCCAAAGCGAUCGAGACAAUUCUUCACAAACUGUCACCACAAUACUGGAAGUCCGCCAGUCCCUCACGCCUACUACUUCAAUUCAGACGCCCUCCCUCGAUAAACCUUUGCCCAGGUCACCGGGCUCUUCCAAGCUAGCCAACUUCUUUGGCUGGGGAUCUUCGCCCUCGCCUUCGACGACCGAGUUCUCCUCUAUUUCUUCACCCCUAGGAUCACCACGACGUACCACGCUGACAGAUGAUACUCCUCUCACAACCGGAGUACCGUCACUGCAGCCGGAACCACGAAAAGGGAAUGCCACGCCCACUAACGCACUUGGAUACUGCGAAUCAAACCUGCACACCCCACCGCCUUCCUCCCUAGCCCCAUCACUGCAAAUCGAAGAGAUGGAGGACGAACUUAAGGCCAUCAGUACCGAGCUGGCCUCGUCCAUUCGCCGUGAGAUGGACCUGGAGGACUUGGUCGACAGACUGCAGUCCGAGAUCAACAACCCUCAAGCGCCCGGCAGGAGGACUAGCGACUACUUCUCCGACUCGGGCUACAGCUCUGCCAAGUUCAGCGAGUACGACCAGAAUAAGGAGGAGAUAGAGAAGAUCCAACGACGCGCCGAGCAGGAGAAGGCCUCCAUGCGCCUGGAGUUGACCAACAAGCUGCAAGACGAACGCUUACGGAGAGGUGAGCUUGAUCAGCAAAUUAAGGAGUUGGCCGAAAAAGCUUCACAAUUCGACGUGGCACAAAUUAAUAGUGACGACGCCAACAACCGCCUCAGGGACCUGGAACGCACUUGCGAAGACCUGAGACGUAGACUGGGCGAGGAGGUCCAGGUCAAAUCCAACUUUGAGGACCUGCUUUCUGUCCUUAAGGUCGAACUUCAAAGCACCACCAACGAGCGUGACAACCUGCGCGAUGAAAUCGUGCCGCAGCUGAAAGCGAAGCUCGACGGCCUCGAGGCAGAGGCUUCUGAAUAUGUCAACCUGACCUAUGAGUCGUCCAAAAUGCAACAAGAAUUGGAAGUCCUCAGGCAAGAGAACAAGGUUCUCAAGGCUUCGGGACAACAACCGCCACGGCCAGAGACCCGCGCUCGGAGCUCCACUACCCGCAUCGCUCGAUCUAGCUCCGUCACCGCUGCGCCCUUUGUCUUGCAAAAGGCUCCGUCAGGCAUGGGGUUGACUCGCUCUAACACUGUUAAGUCUGGUGUCACCGAGUCUCGCGAGCAACUCUCGGAGCGCCUGAAGGAUGUCGAGGCACAGAGAGACGCCUUGCACAACGCGUUGAAGAGUUUGCUCGAGAGACAGGAGUUCCAAAACCGUGAGAAUGAAAAGAAGAUCAAGACUCUGGAGGUUGAGCGUGACCGAUUAAUGGCCACGUCUCCGCGCAAAGUGGGAUUCGAAAAAGAAAUCUCCAGCUUGCGCAUGGAGAUCAACGUGCUCCGUCGCCGCGCUGAAGAGGCGGCCGAACAGAAGUGGCAGGUGGAGAAGGGUCUCGCCGGUCUGAAGAUGGACCUCGACCGUGCCGAAGGGGAGGUGGCUGCCCUUCGUGAUCUGUUGAAAGAGAAGGAUAUCCUCAUCCCGCCGUCGAUGGCACGAUCAAGUGUGUACGAGCCAGUCUCAGCAGUGCCCGUCACUUCAGGGUCCCUCGAGGCCGCUUUCAAGGAUCUCCAACUUGCCUACAAGGACUCUAUUCUCAGGAUCAAGGAGUUGGAAGUUCACGGUCCUGUAAUUGCUGGGGACGAAGCCACUCAACUGGCACUCGAGCGCCUGGAGCAAUCUCUCAACUCUGUUGUUUAUGAGCGCGACGCGGCGAAGGAGGAGGCUUCGGCUUACAAGGAUCAGGUGGAAAGCCUUGCCAGCAGCGAGGUUUCGCACCUCGAAAGCGAGCAUGCUCUCGCCGACGAGCUUCGAAUUUCUGCGCAACACGUCGAGGACCUUGCCUCGCAGGUUCAGAAGCAGCUUUCUGUGAACUCGGAACUUCGUCAGCGUCUCGCAGACGCCAUCGCUCGCGGGGACGCGGACCGCAAAGCAAAUGCCGACCGCAUCACUCGCCUGCAGAGUCGUCUCAAGAACCUGGAAGAGCAGCUUCAAUCCACACAGAUGGCUUCCGAGGAGCGUGUUGCUCGGCACGAGGAACAGCUGAGGGAGAUGCAAGACGCUCAGAGUGCUCAGCUCCGCCGGAUGAGCCCAUCACCCGUCGGCAACGGCUUCCGUUCUCCGCGCAAGCCCGGCUUGAGCCCCAUGCCCUCGCCCAUGUUCCCCCGAUCUCCGCGCCUUCUGCCGAAGCAGUCCGUUGAGGAUGACACACAGAUUGACAGGUUGCGCGUCAAGGUCGUCGAGCUGGAGACGGCGCUCACGAACGCCGACUCGGAGAUGCAAGACGUAAUUGCCCGCAUGAGUGCAGCGCAAAUCGAGGUCUUGACCUUGCAGGAAGAGCGCGAGGCCGCAAGGCGCGAAACCAGACGUAUUCAGCAAGAGCUGGAGAGGGAGAAAAUGAAGUCGUUCGAGGAUCGCUUCAAGUCACUCAACGGCACUGUUCGGUGAUUUAAUAGGACCGCUCUCUACUCGAAUAGGGGCUUGUGCCACGGCAUAACACACCCUAGUUUAUCCGUCUUCAGCAUGCGGCGUGUCUCGUUUCAGAAUGAGCAAUAGAGCCGGGUCACUCCCUCGACAACGACAAACUCCACGCUUCGCUGGUCAUGACACCAUUGAAACCCGUCAUCCAGGGCCGCCUUUCUGGUGGCGAUGUCGGCUCAUCGAACACAAGCAAACCACGCAUUGGGAAAAGCGAAAGGCGCAUGCAGUCCUUUUCUUCCUUUUCUUCUUUUCCCCGUUUUGUUUUCAGUUUUUGGUUAUCUGAGCAUUACCGCCAUCUUUUGGGACGAGGCAGCGUGCCGAAAAUCCCCACAGAUCGGCUUUUUGGCGCUAUAGUCAGCACCUUUAACGGCCGACAAACCACCUACAGCACAUGAUAUUUUGUCUCUGCCAGCAUGCAGGGCUUUUAUACCUCUUCAUACAUAUUUAGCGGAUGGGCAAGCACCGAGGGUGUUUGUGUUAAUGUGUUAGUAGGCCUAUUCUUUACUUCUCGUUGCUUCUGUUUCUGGGACUUUCUGUUGCAGUAUGUCUCUGGGACGAGUCGCAGGGGACAAGGUUAUACAGGUAAUAAAGAGGCGUGACAGAGAGGCGUCUGCAUGAAAAGAAGGAAAGCAGUGGAAGAACACAAAAGAGACGGACUGGGCCAGGUUGGAAACCGUCGGUUUGGGCAGACGUCAAACGGUGGGGUGGAAAGAGAAACGUGUAUGAUAGAGAGAAGAAUUGACGACUUGAACCACCC
Messenger RNA from Colletotrichum destructivum, 4211 nucleotides. RefSeq lists its product as uncharacterized. The coding region runs from base 143 to 3421 and encodes 1092 amino acids. Gene Ontology annotation, molecular function: microfilament motor activity; actin filament binding. Gene Ontology annotation, cellular component: myosin filament; myosin II complex; cytoplasm. NCBI's taxonomy places the organism in Eukaryota, Fungi, Ascomycota, Sordariomycetes, Glomerellales, Glomerellaceae. The transcript is spliced from 2 exons. The record is from RefSeq and is a predicted model, not a curated record.